UUGCACCUACAAUACAUAAAAAGUGUAGGAUUUCUAUUGCAAAAAUGCCAUUUCAUCUGGUUUCAGCAUGGAACAAGAGGCGGAGAAGCAAGUCCUAUGACACGGAUCUGUGGGUGAAUAGACCAGCAGAGUUCUGGAAAAUAGAAGACCAAGAGCCCCAGCCAACAAGGAAACGGAAACAUGGCUCAUCGGUUUUCACCCUCAAGGAAAUGGAGGAGGCCACAUGUUCCUUCAGUGAUGAGAAUCUGCUUGGAAAAGGAGGCUUUGGUAGAGUUUACAGGGGUACUCUAAAAUCAGGGGAGGUUGUUGCAAUCAAGAAAAUGGAUCUACCACCAUUUAAAGAGGCCGAGGGAGAACGUGAGUUCCGUGUGGAAGUGGAUAUCCUGAGCAGACUCGAUCAUCUGAAUCUGGUCUCGUUAAUAGGGUAUUGUGCAGAUGGAAAGCACCGGUUCCUAGUAUAUGAAUUCAUGCAAAAUGGAAACCUGCAAGAUCACUUGAAUGGGAUCGGGAAAGCAAAGAUGAGCUGGCCUAUACGGCUCAAAAUUGCCCUUGGAGCCGCAAAGGGACUCGCUUAUCUCCAUUCAAGUUCUGCUGUUGGGAUUCCUAUUGUCCAUAGAGAUUUCAAAUCCACCAAUGUUCUACUGGAUUCCAACUUUAAUCCAAAGAUAUCCGACUUCGGACUAGCAAAAUUAAUGCCAGAAGGGAAGGAGACUUAUGUCACUGCAAGAGUUCUAGGAACAUUUGGCUACUUUGACCCAGAAUACACAUCGACAGGUAAACUUACUCUACAGAGUGAUGUUUAUGCAUUUGGAGUUGUACUGCUAGAGCUACUUACCGGCCGAAGAGCGCGUUUAUCAAGAAGUAACUACCGGAAUAAACUAAUUCUUUUUUUCUAUAUGUAUCAGGUUAGGAAUAUACUGAAUGACCGGAAGAAACUGAGGAAGGUUAUAGAUCCAGAACUACCACGGAAUUCAUACAACAUGGAAGCUGUAGCUAUGUUUGCUGACCUAGCAUCUCGCUGCAUUCGUAUUGAAAGCAGUGAGCGACCCUCGAUGAUGGAUUGUAUAAAGGAAUUGCAACUAGCAAUUAUCUGCUCAAACUCUAAGAGUGGUUUGGGUGGGACGAUUCCUACAUUCAGACGGCACUAGAAAAAGCAAAGUUCUUCACAUACAUUGAUAUGGAUCGUAUCUUUUUCCAACAUGAUAGCUUAAACAUACAAGUUCAAUAAAUAUGAACAGGGCAAUCUUAAUUAUAAAAAAAGAGACAUUUGAUUGGCUGCCAGCUGUUAAACUUUAUCAAACGGAUUUAUAUUUGAAUGUAUAAAAUAGUGAUGUAUGAGUCAAACAACACAGUUCAUUCUAUGGUUUUUGCUGUAUUUCUUCAAAGAUUGUUUUGCUUGAAGAGAAGUGUGUAUACAAAUUUGAUGUAUUUCAGACAAUGGAACCCUUCCCUCUGUUCUUUUGUUCUAUUCUACUCCUUCAAGAUUCAAUCAGAAAUAUACGAAUAAGCAAGAGAAUCGCAACCAAUAAAAUUGGAGCAGAAAACAAAAGCUAAAGCUUCCAUUUAAACUAUGGUUUGGUGAAGAUCAGAA
Molecule: messenger RNA, 1591 nt
Organism: Tarenaya hassleriana
Lineage: Eukaryota; Viridiplantae; Streptophyta; Magnoliopsida; Brassicales; Cleomaceae
Product: serine/threonine-protein kinase PBS1-like
Exons: 7
Coding region: 45-1148 (367 amino acids)
Biological process (GO): protein phosphorylation
Molecular function (GO): ATP binding; protein kinase activity
Source: RefSeq, a predicted model, not a curated record